Colius striatus (speckled mousebird) is the source of this 309-nucleotide messenger RNA. RefSeq names its product cocaine- and amphetamine-regulated transcript protein-like. NCBI's taxonomy places the organism in Eukaryota, Metazoa, Chordata, Aves, Coliiformes, Coliidae. Bases 1 to 309 code for a protein of 102 amino acids. Gene Ontology annotation, molecular function: neuropeptide hormone activity. Gene Ontology annotation, biological process: G protein-coupled receptor signaling pathway; adult feeding behavior; positive regulation of MAPK cascade. The record is from RefSeq and is a predicted model, not a curated record. The transcript is spliced from 3 exons.
AUGGGAGUUGCCUGGCUCUGCCUGCUCUGCCUGGCUGGCUCCAGCCUCGUGCUGCUGGGCACCGCGGAGCCGGUGCCGGGGCUCCGGUCAUCUGAGAGCCGGGAGGAGACAGAGCUGGUCGAGGUGCUGCAGGAGGUGCUGGAGAAGUUGGGGAGCAGGGAGCUGCCGGCGCUGGAGAAGAGACUGAGCUGGGUGCCCUUGUGUGAGCCCGGGGAGCCGUGUGCGGUGCGGAAGGGAGCACGGAUCGGGAAGCUCUGCAGCUGCCCCCGGGGCACCACCUGCAACUUGUUCAUCCUCAAGUGCUCCUAA